AUGUCCAACCCCGAACAUCUCAAUACCUCUGAGCUGGGCACCAAAUCCUACUGGGACGCCGCCUACACGACCGAGCGUCGAAAUUUCUCCUCGAACCCUGACGACCAAGGAACGAUUUGGUUUAGCGACGCGGGCGCAGAGGAGCGCAUGCUCUCUUUUCUCGAAAACUCAUCAGACGAGGGACAGCUGCACAAAGACGCGUCGAGCGACGAGACACCGACGCGCUUCUUGGAUCUUGGUACGGGGAAUGGACAUUUGCUGUUUGCGCUGAGGGAGGAUGAGUGGGAGGGUCGGAUGGUGGGCGUGGACUAUGCGCCGCAAAGUGUGAAGCUCGCCAACGAGAUCCGCGACUCCAAAGGCGACGAGUAUGCGGACAUUGAGUUCCACGAAUGGGAUCUUCUGGGCGAAGAGCCGGGGGCUUGGUUGGCUGGGGGGUUCGACGUUGUGCUGGACAAGGGCACGUUCGAUGCAAUUUGCCUUGCGCAGGAGACAGACGCACAAGGGCGGAGAAUAUGUGAAGGCUACAGAGAAAAGGUGGAGAAGUUGAUCACCAAGGGCGGCCGGUUUCUGAUUACCAGCUGCAACUGGACCGAAGACGAGGUCAAGGGCUGGUUUGACGUGGAAGGGGGUGAGCUGGUGUACGAGAGCAAGGUGAAGUAUCCGAGCUUCACAUUCGGAGGGAAGACGGGGACGAGUGUUUGCACGCUUUGCUUCAGGCGGAAGGCUUGA
Molecule: messenger RNA, 729 nt
Organism: Ascochyta rabiei
Lineage: Eukaryota; Fungi; Ascomycota; Dothideomycetes; Pleosporales; Didymellaceae
Product: Protein-lysine N-methyltransferase efm4
Exons: 1
Coding region: 1-729 (242 amino acids)
Biological process (GO): peptidyl-lysine monomethylation; peptidyl-lysine dimethylation
Cellular component (GO): cytoplasm
Molecular function (GO): protein-lysine N-methyltransferase activity
Source: RefSeq, a predicted model, not a curated record